Mollisia scopiformis is the source of this 285-nucleotide messenger RNA. RefSeq names its product L30e-like protein. Bases 1 to 285 code for a protein of 94 amino acids. Gene Ontology annotation, cellular component: cytosolic large ribosomal subunit. Gene Ontology annotation, molecular function: structural constituent of ribosome; RNA binding. The record is from RefSeq and is a predicted model, not a curated record. Lineage: Eukaryota; Fungi; Ascomycota; Leotiomycetes; Helotiales; Mollisiaceae. The transcript is spliced from 4 exons.
AUGGCACCAACAAAGAAAGCCAAGAAGACUUCCGACUCCAUCAACUCGCGCCUUGCGCUUGUUAUGAAGUCUGGUAAAGUCACCCUCGGAUUACCCUGUAACAAGACCCUCAGCUCCGGAAAGGCCAAGCUGGUGAUCAUAGCUGGCAAUACCCCUCCUCUCCGCAAGAGUGAAAGUCUCCAUGCUAUCGAAUUGGGAACUGCAUGCGGAAAGCUUUUCAGGUGCUCAACUAUGGCUGUAUUGGAUGCUGGUGAUUCGGAUAUCUUGAGCGGACAAACUGCUUAG